AUGUCGGACCACGAGUUUGGAGGCAAUGACGAUCUCUCCUUGCCAAAAGCUACCGUCCAAAAAAUUGUCACAGAAAUCCUACCGCCCUCUGAAGGCAUCGCGUUUGCAAGGGAGAGUCGCGACCUACUCAUAGAAUGUUGCGUCGAGUUCAUCACCCUAAUCUCAUCAGAGGCCAACGAGAUUUCCGAGAAGGAGGCCAAAAAAACGAUAGCCUGCGACCACAUUACCAAGGCUCUCGAGCAACUCGGCUUCUCUGACUAUGUACCGGCCGUCCAAGAGGCGGCCGCAGAGCACAAAGAAGUUCAGAAGGGCCGAGAGAAAAAAUCAGACAAGUUUGCUAACAGUGGCAUGUCAAUGGAGGAGCUGGCUCGACUCCAGGAAGAGCAGUUUGCUCAGGCGAGAGAGCGCCACGGCUGA
Messenger RNA from Cordyceps fumosorosea ARSEF 2679, 417 nucleotides. Its product is annotated as TBP-binding repressor protein. Gene Ontology annotation, cellular component: negative cofactor 2 complex. Gene Ontology annotation, biological process: positive regulation of transcription by RNA polymerase II; RNA polymerase II preinitiation complex assembly; chromatin remodeling. The coding region runs from base 1 to 417 and encodes 138 amino acids. The record is from RefSeq and is a predicted model, not a curated record. The transcript is spliced from 4 exons. Lineage: Eukaryota; Fungi; Ascomycota; Sordariomycetes; Hypocreales; Cordycipitaceae. Gene Ontology annotation, molecular function: TBP-class protein binding; general transcription initiation factor activity; protein heterodimerization activity.